Aplysia californica (California sea hare) is the source of this 1829-nucleotide messenger RNA. RefSeq lists its product as uncharacterized. The record is from RefSeq and is a predicted model, not a curated record. Gene Ontology annotation, molecular function: netrin receptor activity. Gene Ontology annotation, cellular component: membrane. Gene Ontology annotation, biological process: netrin-activated signaling pathway. The coding region runs from base 14 to 1213 and encodes 399 amino acids. The transcript has 2 exons. Lineage: Eukaryota; Metazoa; Mollusca; Gastropoda; Aplysiida; Aplysiidae.
CUGGUUGCCAAGCAUGAGGUCACAUAGUUGUGAAAAUAAAAUAACGAACGACGAUAUUGACUCAUUUGCAUAUUCGCACCCAUGCUUCAAGAGGAAAUUUCCGUUGUGUGUGCGGGGCCCACAGCACGUAAUUUUAUUGUAUUUCAUGAUCUCUUCCCAGGUGAGCACCCGCCAUUUCAGUUUAUUCACCUGCAUCCAGAGGUCUUCCACUACCAAACUGAAAAAAUGGCUUCAGGUUGCGGUGUUCACUCGAGAACUACACCCUAAAUGUCAGCACCACGAGAUCAGGGUGUACUUUCUCAACCGUACACCGUGCGCCCUCCAGUGGGCGAUUCAAAAUGAGGCUUCUCAUGACUUCCGGUUGGCUUGCCCAGUCAUGAACUUCCUGUUUGAGGAAAUCGGAGAAUCGAUGAUGGUGCAAGUUGCAUACCUGUCCGAGGGAUGGGCUAUGGUCAGUGACACAGUUGGCCACAGUGUUCUAAGGGAAGUUGCUUUUGAGAACAUCUGGCACGGGACAUGUCCUCAUGCACCACUCUGCUUCCGGAGGUCAAACCAACUCAGUGAAGGGCCAGGUCCGACCCAGGUCAAUCCAAGUUUAGGCCAGGUCACACCAGGCUCAAGGGCAGCUCUCACGAAGUCAACCUCAGACUCGGUCUCCUCGACGAGCGCAGUAUUCGAUCAGACUGGAGACAGAGGUGGGACUGGGACAGGGGUCGUUGGCUGUUCUCCUGAUGCAGAGUUUGAGCACCGGGAAAAACGUAGUGCUGAUAUUGAAGAGGCUCGUGCACCAAGAGUGGUGCUCAGCAAUAUGGAAGGGUCGGAUAAAUCUGUACUAAAUGGGCGGGAAAAUGUUGACCAACAGAAAGGCAAAGGAAAGCGUUCUAGAAAAGAGACAAGUCCAUAUGUAAAUGUGGACAUCCAGUAUAACCGAGACCACGCAGAGUCCAGUCGUAGAGCGAGCCAGUCCAGUAGGUCGGAGUUCGAAUCUCUGCUGAUGACGAGCAGGGAGUGCAACAAUGACGUGGACGACGACGAUGAAGAACCGCCGGGGAGCGGACGAGAGCACGACCAGAGGAAGGAGCGGGAGAUCAACAUCGACCUGCGUCUGUACCAGCAGCUCUGCAACAACAAAUCUGCGCACGUCAAUGUCCUCUUGUUCCACACCGCUGGCCACCAGCUGGGCAUCUCGGUCCCAAAGUCAGCUGUGCUGUAACUGUCGAUGACGUCAGCUGUGCUGUAACGGUUGAUGAUGUCAGCUGUGCUGUAACGGUUGAUAACGCCAGCUGUGUUCUAACCGUUGAUGACGUCAGCUGUGCUGUAACGGUUAGUGACGUCAGCUGUGCUAUAACGGUUGAUGACGUCAGCUGUGCUCUAACUGUUGAUGAUGUCAGCUGUGCUCUGACUAUUGAUGACGUCAGCUGUGCUCUGUUUAUGACGUCAGUUAUGCUCUGUUUAUGACGUCAGCUAUGCGCUAACUGUGGAUGACGUCAGCUAUGGUCUAACUGUUUAUGACGGCCCUCGUUUUCCAGUACGUGGUGACUCGAACCGUACGGUCGUGGGUUCGAAUCCCGAUAGGGGCUCGACUUUGUAUCCCUGAGAAAGACAAUUUACACGAAUGUUCCUGACUUCACCCAGGUGAGAAUGGGUACCCGGCUAUAGACAGCGAAAGAUUUUGUCAGUUUGCUAUUAUUUGAGCGCUUAAAGUGCUGCUUGCACUGCAUACUUCCCGGGAAGCUGAAAAUGUUUCUGAGUUUUCUGUGGUCUGUUGUAAUAUAAUUAAAAGCGCACAGAGCAUCCUCUUGAUCUUGAAUGUGCGCUAUAUAGGUUUC